GUAGUAGGUUGGGUGGAGAUAUCGAAUUGAGACGAAUUCGUUCCUUCCUUCGCUUGCCUACGAAUCGGCUAAUCUUUCCCCUUUCUCUUACUUCAUCGAAGGCCGGAGACGAGCUCCUCCCCGAGGAUUCACCGCCACCUCGGAAUUCCAGUACGCCCCCCCGAAGCCAGUUCGUUGGUGGUUGUUGGUCCUUGCCUGCGCAGAAAGCAUUUUUCUUCUUCCAGUAAUCAAGAAGUUUGGACGCUAUGGCUGGAUUGAAAUCUUCACGUUCGGAAACUGACCUUGAUCGCCCCAACAUUGAGGAGUACCUUACGAUGGAGACAAUUCGUGAAGCUCCAAAGAAGCUUCAUUUGUCUGACCUUUUAGAUAUUUCCCCUACCCUCACGGAAGCUGCGGGCGCCAUUGUGGAUGACUCUUUCACACGCUGCUUUAAGUCAAAUCCUCCAGAACCCUGGAAUUGGAAUAUCUAUUUGUUUCCAUUGUGGUGCCUGGGAGUAGUUGUACGAUACGGGAUUCUCUUUCCAGUAAGAGUUGGAGUUUUGGCUCUGGGAUGGAUAGUGUUCUUUGCAGCCUUCCUUCCAGUACAUUUCCUAAUAAGAGGACAUGAUAAAUGGAGACGCAAAAUCGAGAGGAAACUGGUUGAAAUGAUGUGCAGUGUUUUUGUUGCUUCAUGGACAGGAGUGAUCAAAUACCAUGGACCUCGUCCAAGCAUACGUCCCCAGCAGGUAUUUGUUGCCAAUCACACUUCUAUGAUUGAUUUCAUCAUCUUAGAGCAGAUGACAGCAUUUGCUGUUAUCAUGCAGAAACAUCCUGGUUGGGUUGGGUUUAUCCAGAAGACCAUUUUAGAAAGUGUGGGUUGUAUCUGGUUCAAUCGCACCGAAGUGAAAGAUCGUGAAGUUGUUGCUAGGAAGAUAAGGGAACACACUCAAGGAGUUGACAACAACCCUCUUCUCAUAUUCCCCGAAGGAACUUGUGUAAACAACCAUUACACUGUUAUGUUCAAGAAGGGUGCUUUUGAACUUGGUUGUGCUGUGUGUCCUGUAGCAAUCAAGUACAACAAGAUUUUUGUGGAUGCCUUUUGGAACAGCAAAAAGCAGUCUUUUACAACGCACUUAGCACAGCUUAUGACAUCAUGGGCUGUUGUCUGCGAUGUGUGGUACUUGGAACCUCAGUACAUACGACCCGGCGAGACUCCUAUCGAGUUUGCUGAAAGGGUUCGAGACAUGAUCUCUGUUCGGGCUGGUCUCAAAAAGGUUCCAUGGGAUGGCUAUCUGAAGUACUUCCGCCCUAGUCCUAAGCUCACAGAACGCAAGCAACAGAUUUUUGCAGAAUCUGUGCUACAGCGUUUGGAGGAAAAAUAAAAUACCUUUGUAAAUUUACUCUUUGGUGUCUAUGUUUAUAGCGACUUCAACUUGGAAAACUCUUGCCCUCUACUUCUCCAAAUUCCAUCAAUUCUUUGAUAGUAAAGACCAUUGAGAUGGCUAUUAGAGAUUAUUGGUAAGUAUUAGUUUAGGUAAUAUCAGGUCUUGGCAUAGAUAAUGUCAAGCAAAUGGCAACAUGUUUGGGCAAAUAAUGGGUUGACUAAGAUGCAUAUUGAAUCAAUCAAAUUCAAAUUGGUUGCUAAA
This is a messenger RNA of Zingiber officinale, 1625 nucleotides long. RefSeq names its product glycerol-3-phosphate acyltransferase 9-like. The record is from RefSeq and is a predicted model, not a curated record. NCBI's taxonomy places the organism in Eukaryota, Viridiplantae, Streptophyta, Magnoliopsida, Zingiberales, Zingiberaceae. Gene Ontology annotation, biological process: triglyceride biosynthetic process. Gene Ontology annotation, cellular component: endoplasmic reticulum. The coding region runs from base 246 to 1361 and encodes 371 amino acids. The transcript is spliced from 13 exons. Gene Ontology annotation, molecular function: glycerol-3-phosphate O-acyltransferase activity.